AUGGGUCCUCUGCCGAUCGUGACGCAGCUCCCAAUUGAGGUUGCCAGCACCGACAGAGCGUUAUAUAGGACGGCGCAGCGCCCAGCACAACUUGCAUCUAAGCACUGGUCUUGGAGUUGGCUUCGUCAACAGACACAGAAGCUGCCUGUACUGCCGGCCCACUCGCGCCUGCUGGGAUACACGCCUCUUGCUGUAACCGACGCGGACCUACAAGAGGCCCCUGCAGACGGCCCGUCCACCAUGAUCUUUCAACGCUUGGUCGAGAAGCUGGCCGUCGAUGCCGAACCAGGCCUGACCACGGCCCAGCUGAUGCUCACGAAUAAAGACUUGAAGCCAGUCGAGCCAGAGCGGCGCCAAUGGGGAUCCUGGAAUUUUGUCGCGUUUUGGAUCAGCGAUGCCUUCAACAUCAACACUUGGAUGAUAUCAUCGUCCAUGGUCGUCUCCGGCCUUUCGUGGUGGCAGUCAUGGAUCUGCGUCUGGGUUGGCUACCUCAUCGCCGGCGCCUUUGUCUGUGUGACUGGUCGCAUUGGCGCCACCUACCACAUUGGCUUCCCGGUCGUCAAUCGCGCAUCCUUUGGCAUCUGGGGCAGCUUCUGGCCGGUGUUCAACCGUGCUGCCAUGGCUUGCAUCUGGUAUGGUGUGCAGUCAUAUAUCGGCGGAAAAUGCGUCUACUUGAUGAUCCGAGCCAUCUGGAAGAGUUGGGACCGUAAUACCAUUCCCAACACCUUCUCGGUGGAUUCGGGCACCACCACGGCAGACUACGCCUCCUUUUUCAUCUUCUGGCUGGCCUCGUUGCCGGCUAUCUGGUUCCCCGUCCACAAGAUCCGCCAUUUGUUCACCGUCAAGGCCAUCUUUGUGCCAUGUGCCGGCAUUUCCUUCUUCAUCUGGGCUCUCGUCCGGGCUGGUGGUGCCGGCCCCGUCAUCCACCAGAAGACCAGCCUCUCGGGAUCCACGCUCGGCUGGACCAUGGUCACCGGCAUCAUGAAUUGCAUCGCCAACUUUGCCACCCUCAUCCUUCUGACCAUUCCCUUCAGCUUCGCGCUCACUAGCUUCAUCGGCAUAUUCGUCAGCUCUGCUUCUGUCGUCAUUUACGGCGGCGAGCCGAUCUGGGACCCGCUCGAUCUGCUGGAGAAUUUUAUCGACGACGGCCACUCCGGCCAGCGGUUCGGCGUUUUCAUCAUCGCGCUGGCCUUUGCCCUAGCCCAGCUGGGCACCAACAUUGCCGCGAACUCCGUCUCGGCCGGAACGGACCUGACGGCCCUCAUGCCGCGCUUCAUCAACAUUCGGCGCGGCGGCUACAUCUGCGCGCUCGUCGGCCUGGCCAUGUGCCCCUACAACUUGCUCAAGUCGAGCAACCAGUUCACGACGUACCUAUCGGCUUACUCGGUAUUUUUGUCGUCCAUUGCCGGCGUCAUGGCGUCCGACUAUUACGCCGUACGUCGUGGCUACCUCGAGGUUCGCGAGCUCUACGACGCCCGCAAAGAUGGCCCGUACUUUCACACCGUCGGCAUCCACUGGCGCGCAUACGUGGCGUACAUUGCGGGCAUCUUGAUUAAUGUGGUCGGCUUCGCCGGCGCCAUCGGCCGCAAAGUGCCUGCCGGUGCCAUGUACAUCUACCAUCUCAAUUUCUUCUGCGGCUUCCUGGUCGCCUUUGGCAUCUACUGGCUGCUCUGCUACAUCAAGCCUAUUCCAGCCUGUAGCCCAGACGGCCGGUGGAUGGAGGUGGGUGAUGCAGUCAGUGAAGACUACAAUGACAACGAUGCUUCCGGCUACCUGGACGAGGAACACGGACAACCAGACGGUAACAAAAGGACUUCACGUAAGCGCAUUGUGCAGUUUUGA
Messenger RNA from Grosmannia clavigera kw1407, 1842 nucleotides. Its product is annotated as uridine permease. The coding region runs from base 1 to 1842 and encodes 613 amino acids. Gene Ontology annotation, cellular component: plasma membrane. Gene Ontology annotation, molecular function: nucleobase transmembrane transporter activity. The record is from RefSeq and is a predicted model, not a curated record. Gene Ontology annotation, biological process: nucleobase transport; transmembrane transport. The transcript has 5 exons. NCBI's taxonomy places the organism in Eukaryota, Fungi, Ascomycota, Sordariomycetes, Ophiostomatales, Ophiostomataceae.